UUUUACAUGUAAAAAACCUGCUGAUGUGAUGCAGAAUCUCUGAUCUGCGUUUUGAAGAGCAGUGGCAUUGAGGGGGUGUUUCUUUGUGUUCACUAUUGUCUGCAUUUCUUCACAGACAUGAUUACCUCAAGAAUGAAAAUGCAAAAAAGCUUUACUUUGCUACUGAUGAUCUGGAACUCUUGUUUUGCCUCAGGAAACACAGCCACAAAUCACCUUCAGUUCUCACUGGGAUGUCGAGUCGUGAUACCAUGUCGACUUUACAGAAGUGACUCAAACUCCCUCAAAUGGUUUUACAAGAAAGAUGAACGUAGUGGCUCAAUCCGGAUAUUUUUUCAAGAUAAGAAAGGGCUACCAUACUAUCACCGACCCUUAAAUCCCAGAAUAAAGGUUUGGCACAAUGGCUCCUUGGUCAUUGAUCAUCUAAGGGAGGAUGAUGAAGGCCGUUACUGGUGUGAAAACUGCUUUCAAGACAGUUGUCAGAAUAAAGACUACAGAGUCAUCAGUGUGAAACAAGAAAUUCCGACAGAAACUAAAACAUCGUACGUUAAGGAAGGCAGCAAUUUUACUCAUGCAUGUGUGGGUGGGCUGACUAACAUAUGGUGGACUUUUAAAACAAGCAACACGACUGCACUCUGGAGCUCGGCCCAAAAACCAGAAUCUGACUUUGUGAAUUCCAACAAGUCUGUACACAUAGUAAAUGUCAAAAGAGAGGAUGCUGGGAAAUAUAGCUGCUGGACAAGUGGAUGUGAUGGACACGGACAGAAGCUACUUACUAUCAACUUGUGUGUAAUUACAGUACAUCACCAUGAGGAUUCAUCUGUUUCUUGCGUUGUGACGUGUGACACGAAAUUCAGUAACAUCAAAUCAAACAACGCAUCAGAUGUGGAGACAGACGCAAAGACAGUGUCUGUAGAUCAACACAGGUUUUUAAACUGCAGCAGAAAACAGAUGUUUGAUGGAUACAGCACAGCCGACAGCACUCGCAGUCCGUCGAAUGUUUUCAGCAAAACAACAGGUGCAUCUACAGGGCCCAAAUAUCCGAUUCUUCUUUACGGAACGUCAGCAGCGGUCACAUGUCUUGUUUUUGUGGCACUUUUAAUUUGUUUGUAUCUCAGAUCAACAUUGCAAGCAGCGUUUCCUGUGCGCCUUUUUUCCAGCGACUUGAAUGACGGGGCGGAGGAGGAAGGGACGGCCGUGGUUUAUUCAUCACUUGUCAUCAGACCCACUAAGACAGAAAACUGUGAUAAGCCCUGCACUGAUUGUGUGUACAGUGAAAUAUAUAUGGAAGGUGUUCAUUAAAUUAAAUAAAAAUGGUCCAUAAUGAA
Messenger RNA from Scatophagus argus, 1325 nucleotides. RefSeq lists its product as uncharacterized. The transcript has 7 exons. The coding region runs from base 118 to 1299 and encodes 393 amino acids. NCBI's taxonomy places the organism in Eukaryota, Metazoa, Chordata, Actinopteri, Scatophagidae. The record is from RefSeq and is a predicted model, not a curated record.